AUGCGGGUCCGAGGGGAUACACAUUUUGCAUCCGCUGGAUUGGUCCUCGCACUGUUGUUAUGCACUACCCUCGCGGCUAAAGUCAAUAAGCACAAACCAUGGAUUGAGACGACGUACCACGGGAUUGUGACAGAAAACGAUGACAAAGUUCUCCUGGACCCUCCUCUCAUCGCCCUGGACAAAGAUGCUCCACUCCGCUACGCAGAGAGUUUUGAGGUGACCCUCACUGAAGAAGGUGAGAUUUGCGGGUUCAGGAUCCAUGGGCAGAACGUCCCAUUUGAGGCAGUGGUCCUGGACAAGUCGACGGGGGAGGGGGUGAUCCGCGCUAAAGACAAGUUGGACUGUGAGCUGCAGAAAGAGCACACCUUCACCAUCCAGGCCUACGACUGCGGAGAGGGGCCGGACGGAGCCAACAUGAAGAAGUCCCACAAAGCCACCGUGCACAUCCAGGUGAACGACAUCAAUGAAUACUCCCCAGUGUUUAAGGAGAAAUCCUACAAAGCCACCGUGAUCGAAGGCAAGAAGUACGACAGCAUCCUGCGAGUGGAGGCGGUGGAUGCCGACUGCUCUUUCCAGUUCAGUCAAAUCUGCAGCUACGAGAUCGUCACCCCCGACGUGCCCUUCACCGUGGACAAGGACGGUUUUAUUAAGAACACAGAGAAGCUGAGCUAUGGCAAAGAGCACAUGUACAAGCUGACAGUGACGGCCUACGACUGUGGGAAGAACAGAGCCUCGGAGGACGUCCUGGUGAAGAUCAGCGUGAAGCCCACAUGCAGACCCAGCUGGCAAGGCUUCAAUAAGAGGAUUGAAUACGAGCCUGGCACUGGUAGCCUGGCCCUGUUUCCCAGCAUGCACCUGGAGACCUGCGAUGAGCCAAUCACCUCCAUCCGGGCCACGAUCGAACUGGAAACCAACCACAUCGGAAAGGGCUGUGACCGCGACACAUACUCAGAGAAGUCCCUGCACAAACUCUGUGGCGCGAGUUCGGGCACUGUGGAGCUGCUGCCGGCCCCCAGCAGCUCGGCCAACUGGACCGUCGGACUCCCCACUGACAACGGCCACGACAGCGACCAGGUGUUUGAGUUCAACGGGACGCAGGCCAUAAAGGUGCCGGAGGGUUUAGUGAGCAGCAGCCUGAAGGAGCCUUUCACCGUCUCUGUGUGGAUGAGACACGGACCAGGCGCCCACGAGAAGGAGACCAUCCUCUGCAACUCUGACAAGACAGACAUGAACAGACACCAUUACUCCCUGUAUGUCCACAACUGCAGACUGAUCCUGCUGCUGCGUCAAGACCCCACUGCGGCUGAAAACUACAAACCAGCAGAGUUCCACUGGAAACUAGACCAGGUUUGCGACAAAGAAUGGCAUCACUAUGUGCUGAAUGUGGAGUUCCCAACAGUGUCACUGUUUGUGGACGGGAACAGCUUUGAGCCCUUCCUGGUCACAGAGGAUUAUCCACUGCACGCUUCCAAGAUCGAAACUCAGCUCACUAUCGGAGCCUGCUGGCAAGAAAUCUCAGGACAUGAUAAUGACACUGAGACUCCCUCUGAGCCCGCCUCAGGUGGAAAUGCUCGCAUGGCCCAGUUUUUCAGGGGGAACUUGGCAGGUCUUAUGAUCCGUUCCGGAAAACUAGAGAACAAGAAGGUCAUCGACUGUCUGUACACCUGCAAGGAGGGCCUGGAUGUGCAGCUGCCCGAAGAGGUGGCCAGUGCUGUAAAGGUGGACUUCAACCCAAACCAGUCUUCUCUGAGCGUGGAGGGCGACGACAUUGACGCCUUUGACAAAGUGAUGCAGCACAUUUCGUACCUGAACUCCCGCCAGUUUCCCACCCCCGGCAUCAGGCACUUGCGCAUCUCCACCACUGUCAAGUGUUUCAAUGAGGAGACGUGUGUGGCCGUGCCGGACGCUGAGGGUUAUGUGAUGGUGCUGCAGCCAGAGGAGCCGAAGAUCAGCCUGAGCGGCAUCGACCACUUUGCCCGCAGCUCCGCGGAGUUCGAGAGUCCGGAGGGGGUCACGCUGUUCCCCGAGCUCCGCAUCGUCAGCACCAUCACCAGGGAGGUGGAGGCCGACCCAGAGACGGAGGUGACCGAGGGCAACGAAGACGAUCCCACUGUUCAGGAGACCGUGGUGUCGGAGGAGAUCAUGCACAACCUGGACACCUGCGAAGUGACAGCCAUCGGGGACGAACUGGACGGAGAGCACGAGAGUCUGGAGCUGGACGUGUCCCAGCUGCAGCAGCGCGGCCUGGAGAUGAGCGCCUCUAAUCUGGGGCUCGUCAUCACAGGUGUGAACACGAUGUCGAACUACGAGCAGGUGCUCCACUUGAUUCGCUACAAGAACUGGCACACGGAGGCGCUGUUCGACAGGAAGUUCAAACUGGUGUGCUCCGAGCUCAACGGCCGCUACAUCAGCAACGACUUCAAAGUGGAGGUGAACGUCAUCCACACGGCCAGCCCGGAGGAGCAUGCUAACAACGCCAUGAUGCAGGCCAACUUCAUCAACCCGGUUCACCACGCCUCAGUGGACCUGUCGGGCCAUAACCUGGUCAACGCUCACCAGGCCUCAGUCGUGCCCAGCGCAGCCACCAUUGUGAUUGUGGUGUGUGUGAGUUUCCUGGUCUUCAUGAUAAUAUUGGGAGUGUUCAGAAUCCGCGCAGCUCACCAACGCACCAUGAGAGACCAGGAGAACGGCAAAGAGAACGAGAUGGACUGGGACGACUCCGCACUCACAAUCACGGUCAACCCCAUGGAGACGUACGAGGACCAGCACAGCAGUGAGGAGGAGGAGGAAGAGGAGGAGGAGAGUGAGGAAGGUGAGGAGGAAGAUGACAUCACCAGUGCCGAGUCGGACAGCAGCGAGGAAGACGAGGGGCCUGAGCCCGAGGACCAGCCCGGCGCGAGCAGACAGCAGCAGCUGGAGUGGGACGACUCCACUCUCACAUAUUAA
Messenger RNA from Knipowitschia caucasica, 2946 nucleotides. The record is from the annotation of a GenBank genome assembly. NCBI's taxonomy places the organism in Eukaryota, Metazoa, Chordata, Actinopteri, Gobiiformes, Gobiidae.